AGAGAACUCUGAUGUCCGAGCCAACACAAAAUGGCCACCCAAGUUACAAGAUGACGUAGCUCGUUUCAAUACCCCAAUGACAACUUGCAGUUCCCCCUUGCCAAGUGAAACAUGCCGAUAUUUUAUCGAUUCCGCGAAGCGCAAGCUGCCAAACUCGGCCUCGGCAUGCGGGCAGACCGACGGCCCAAGAUGGCGAGCGCGUGCAACAGCUUAUUAUUGUACGAGUGCACGAACGAUGGCCACGCGCGGAAGAAUUUUGAGAGAGAGAUAAGCGAACUGUACGGCCGGAUUAACCGAUUACGAAGUGUGGAAUCUGAACGACGAAACAAGCUGUUAAGUGAGAAGAGGCAUCGAAAAAAUCAAGUUAUUGCGUGCGAACGGGAGGAACGUUGCGAUGGGAAGAAGGUACUGGGGACGAAAGGAUACAAGCCUUUUUCUCACCGGAUACUGUGAACCAGGGACCGGCAUACCAUGGCGACUUAAAGCAUUGAUGGCUUACUGGUAUAUGAGCAAAUGGUCGAGGAGGCGGAAUAGAAAGAAAGGUGCGAACGCGUACGAGAUACUUUGGGUCUCCCACUGGGCAAGUCAAUACUGCAAUUUUGAAGUGUCGCGUGGCGUAUCUGUAUCAGCGGGGUCAUCAUCCUCGGGCCAGUCGACGCAAAACCAGCCACCAACACCCUCGCCAACCCACCCAGACCAUUCGCCCUAACAAGAAAAAUGGAGUACGUCCGACAUUGCAGACACAGAUGCGGGUCUAAAUGCUCGUGACCCAGAUACGAAGGAUACGGAAGGAACGCAAGCCAAGAGAUCCAAAACGGUCCCUUCGACGGCUUCCAUUGAUUCUGAUC
Messenger RNA from Pisolithus orientalis, 848 nucleotides. RefSeq lists its product as uncharacterized. The transcript is spliced from 7 exons. Gene Ontology annotation, biological process: generation of catalytic spliceosome for second transesterification step. The coding region runs from base 112 to 453 and encodes 113 amino acids. The record is from RefSeq and is a predicted model, not a curated record. NCBI's taxonomy places the organism in Eukaryota, Fungi, Basidiomycota, Agaricomycetes, Boletales, Pisolithaceae.